Molecule: messenger RNA, 1519 nt
Organism: Pseudoliparis swirei
Lineage: Eukaryota; Metazoa; Chordata; Actinopteri; Perciformes; Liparidae
Product: glutamine synthetase-like
Exons: 7
Coding region: 69-1184 (371 amino acids)
Cellular component (GO): cytoplasm
Molecular function (GO): glutamine synthetase activity
Source: RefSeq, a predicted model, not a curated record
CACACACUGAGUUGUCUUGAAGUUCUCGCUUGACUACAGCUAAGGUCACCUGUUACACAGCCAGCAGCAUGGCGUCCGUCUCGCUCAGCUCCAACCUCAACAAGGCCGUGCGGCAGCAGUACAUGAGCCUGCCACAGGGGGGGAAGAGCCAGGUCACCUACAUCUGGAUCGACGGCACCGGGGAGGGGCUCCGCAACAAGACCCGGACCCUGGACACCGAGCCGAGCAGCCUUGACGAUAUUCCCGAGUGGAACUUUGAUGGCUCGAGCACGUACCAGUCCGAUGGCUCCAACAGCGACAUGUACCUCAGCCCGGUGCGCAUGUUCAGGGACCCGUUCUCCCUGGACCCCAACAAGCUGGUCCUCUGCGAGGUCCUCAAAUACAACCGAAUACCCGCAGAAACCAACCAUCGAGCCAACUGCAACAAAGUGAUGGAGCAGGUGAAGGAGCACUGCAUCUGGUUCGGCAUGGAGCAGGAGUACACGCUGUUGGGAAUAGACGGGCAUCCUUACAGUUGGCCCGCCAAUGGAUUCCCACUACCCCAAGGACCCUUCUACUGCUCGGUGGGGGCCGACCACGCUUUCGGGCGGGACAUCGUGGAAUGCCACUACAAGGCCUGCCUCUACGCGGGAAUCACAAUUUACGGCACCAACGCCGAAGUGAUGCCGUCUCAGUGGGAGUACCAGGUGGGACCCUGCGAGGGCAUUGAGAUGGGCGACCAGCUGUGGGUGUCACGCUUCCUGCUGCACCGCGUGUGCGAAGACUUCGGCGUCGUCGCGUCACUGGACCCCAAACCGAUGAAGGGCAACUGGAACGGUGCCGGUUGCCAUACCAACGUCAGCACCAAGCUGAUGAGGGAGGAGGGAGGACUGCAAUACAUCGAGCAGGCCAUCGAGAAGCUGGGCAAAAAACACCCCGAGCACAUCCGAAUGUACGACCCGCACGGCGGGAAGGACAACAUGAGGCGCCUCACGGGGCUCCACGAGACCUCCUCCAUCGACGACUUCUCCGCCGGCGUGGCCAACCGGGGCGCCAGCAUCCGGAUCCCCCGCCAGGUGGGCCAGGAGCAGAAGGGCUACUUCGAGGACCGUCGGCCCGCCGCCAACUGCGACCCGUACUCAGUGACCCAGGCCAUCACCGUCACCUGCCUGUUGGACUCGGAGGAGGCAGACGAGAGCAAGUAGAGGAAGAAGAGCUGCUCCCAUCAUCUGCCUCUCAGUUCUUACUUUAUUUUUGUUUUUCGGUGUUAUUUAUCUAGGUUUAGAGAUAUAUAUAUAUAUACAUCAUAUAUAUAUAUAUAUAUAUGUAUAUAUAUAUAUAUAUGUGUAUAUAUAUAUAUAUAUGCGCACAGGCUAGUUCUGUUAAUGUCGCUAUAGAAAUGAGAAAUUAAUGACAUAUUUUGUACAGCAGCUCUGUCAGAACAGGAAAUUAGACAUUAUGCGUUAAUGAGUCAUUGUCGCUGAAAACGUGUGUUACAGGUGUAAGUGUGGGAAUAAAUACACAACGGUGCUUUGCUUUU